AUGCUCGACGACAGCUUCCCGACGUACCGCCUGGCCUCCACCAAGGAAGAUCCGCUGCAGACGACGCUCUUCUACACCUACAACGGCUCGGAUCCCUCCCGCGCCUACACCCUCCAGAGACCCGCGCCCUCGUCCUCGGCCAACCAGUAUGCCGUCGCCCUCUUCGACGCCCAGCACCAGUCCGUCAUCUACGGCGAGGUGCUGGUGAAGCCCGAGAUGCAGCAGCCCAGCCUCUCGGCCGCCGAGCUCCGCAACCAGAGCGGCUCUCCGCCCAACGUGCCCAUCACGCCAGACUCCUUCUCCGUGCUGCUGUACAACCCGGACCAGAGCAUCGCCGUCAAUCGCAACGCCGGCGGCUGGAACCGCACUGACUCGUGGGGCUUUGAGAUCCCCGAGCGCACCUUUAAGCUGCCGAGUGCGAGCAAGCUGGACCAGGAGACGGGCAGCAACGAGGUGUCGGACCUGUCGCCCAAGAUUCUGUUCCACUGGAAGCGGGAUGGACGGCUGAACAAGGACAUGACGUGCUACAUGUCGGGCAAGAGCGUGGGCGGCAAGAAGAGCAAGGAGCCGGACAUCACGGUGGCCAUGUAUCGCAGCGAGAAGCAGGGCGAUGCGCUGAGCAUCUACGAGCCCAACAUGGCGCGCGUCGAGGUCGAGGACCGCAAGGGCCUGGAAGUUGUGCUGCUACUGAGCGCGGUUGUCGUCCGAGACUUGCACUUUGCGCCUCGGCAGAAUCCCUUCAACAUCGCCAGCGUGGGCAUGGCUCCGGCGGCUGGUGCAAGGAGAGGCUCACGGCCUUUGGCACCGCCGCCCAGCGACCCAACGCUUGUGUCGGGCGCAUUGGGUAACGUUCCACCCCCGGCGAGACCGCCGCCGAACAGUAGUGCGGCGAAGCAGGCCGAGAUUGCAGCAGAGACGCGGCGGCUACAGGCAAUGGUGGCCGAGGAAGAGCGACAGCGUCGGGAGCGCCUUGUGCGACAAGAGGAGGAACAGACGAGGCGGAUGCUGCAGCGGGAGCAGGAAGAAGAGGCGCAACGGCGGCGGCGGCAAGCCGAGGUCGACGCCGAGACGGAGCGUCUGCGUCGAGAGUACGGCGUGCAGGGCCAAUGGCCGCCGCCGCAGCCCUCUUCCUCACAGCGGCCCUCUGAAGCGACAAACGCAGGGGCGACGAUGUCUGGAGCGUUGGGAGCGUUGGGCACUCGCUUGUAUGGCCCGCCUGUCGUCAACAAUCUCCAGCCUCCACCGCCGCCGCGACCGAGCAGCGCAGGGCCGGGACCAUCUACACAGGCACAGCAGCCGCAGAGAAAUGGCCGCAAUAAGCUGUCUCCGCCAGUGCCCGGGGGGUCUUCGGGGCCUUAUGCUGGGCCGUCGGGUGCGCGGGCGAGUGCGCUGAGUUUCUUUGGAGGGGGGAAGAGUGAUGAGGAGAAGAGGAAGAAGAUGAAGAAGAAGCAGAGCGUGCAUUUCUAG
This is a messenger RNA of Trichoderma gamsii, 1467 nucleotides long. RefSeq lists its product as hypothetical. Lineage: Eukaryota; Fungi; Ascomycota; Sordariomycetes; Hypocreales; Hypocreaceae. The record is from RefSeq and is a predicted model, not a curated record. The transcript has a single exon. The coding region runs from base 1 to 1467 and encodes 488 amino acids.